Siniperca chuatsi (mandarin fish) is the source of this 11311-nucleotide messenger RNA. It is a transcript of the gene ep300a, whose product is annotated as E1A binding protein p300 a. The transcript has 31 exons. Gene Ontology annotation, cellular component: histone acetyltransferase complex; nucleus; transcription regulator complex. NCBI's taxonomy places the organism in Eukaryota, Metazoa, Chordata, Actinopteri, Centrarchiformes, Sinipercidae. Bases 408 to 9017 code for a protein of 2869 amino acids. Gene Ontology annotation, biological process: positive regulation of transcription by RNA polymerase II. The record is from RefSeq and is a predicted model, not a curated record. Gene Ontology annotation, molecular function: chromatin DNA binding; histone acetyltransferase activity; protein binding.
CCAGACUCCGCUGGAAAGGAGGUUGAAAUGACGGAUGCAACCAUGGAAGAGAGACCCGGGGACAGUUUAUUUACAUCCGAAGAGGCUGUGUAAGUUUAGAGGGAAGCCGCUGCGUGUGUCUCCCUCUUUACUUUCACCGACCCCCUCCUCCUCCUCCUCCACUGGCAGAAAUUUAUAAAGAACAAAAAAUCCGACGAGGGAGGGAGGGGGGUUGAUAUACGCUGAGGCUGAAAUCGAGAGGCGAACCCAGGGAAAGAGGAGUAAUUUGUACACGGGACUUUCCCCCUCUUAGUCCCCCAAAAGGAGGGGGAAAAGUCGCAAUAUUGGAAACGAAAAGGAACGAGCUUCUAAGGGCGUGAAAACGUCUGCAAUUGUGGAUACUUUAUAUAUUUUUAUUUCGAAAAAAUAUGGCCGAGAACGUUCUGGACUCUGGCCCGCCUUCAGCCAAGAGGCCUAAACUCUCCUCUCCGGCACUUUCCGCCUCCGCCAGCGAUGGAAAUGAUUUCGGCUCACUGUUUGACUUGGAGCACGAUCUCCCAGAUGAGCUCAUCAGCUCUAAUGAACCUGGCCUGGCCAAUGGUGGGGACCUCAGCCAGUUGCACACCACUCUGGGAGGUGGACCUGCAGGGCUAGGUCCUGGAGGAGGCAGUGGAGGGGCAGGAGGUAUGGGUCUUGGGCUUGGACCUGGAGGGGUUCCUGGGGGUGUUGGCGGAGGCCAGGAUGCAGUGGCCAAGCACAAACAGCUGUCCGAACUUUUGCGGUCAGGGGCACCCACCUCGACCCAACAAGGGCACCAAGGAGCCAUGGGCAGCCCAGGAGGCCCCACUGCCAUGGGGCAACACUUGGCGAACAUGAAGGCAUCCCCUGGCCAGGGGCCUCUGCAGAUGAUGGGCCAGGGGCAGCAGCAGCAGCAGCAGCACCUCUCCCCUCAGCAGCAGGCCAACAUGAUGCAGCAGCAACAGAAUACUGCAGCUGGAAUGAUGGGUGGCAUGAACAGGGCCAUGAUGGGAGCACAGCAGAAAGGCAAUAAUGGACAGCAGCAGCCAGGCAUGAUUGGGAGCCAGGUGAUGAAUGGCUCCCCCAGGAUGGGCUUUGGGAAUCAGGGGAUGGGUGGCAACAGCAACCUGUUGGCUGAGACCCUACAGCAGCAGGGAGCUGGGGGCCAGGCUGGGAUGAGAGGCCAGCAACCUGGAGCAAUGAACAAGAUGGGGAUGAUGGGGAACCCAGGUGGCCCUUUUGGAGGUCCGUAUGCAGGGCAGGGGAAUCAAGGUCUGGGAGGCGCAGGGCUGGGCCCUCAGCUCCAGAACAAAGGUCCCAUGGCCAACAGCCUGGCCCAGUUCAAUGUGGACAAGAAGCCCAUGCAAGGAAUGGCCACCAUGGGCUCCCAACAGUCACAAACAGGUGUGGGCGGUCCUUCUGGUGCACCUGUGGGAGGAGCCCCAGGGAUGGUGCCCAACGCGCAGGCAGGUCUGGUGGGUCCCGGUACCCAGGUUUCUGCAGCAUCUGCUGCAGCUGGAGCACCACCCACAGCUGACCCCGAGAAGCGCAAGCUAAUCCAGCAGCAACUGGUGCUCCUGCUUCAUGCACACAAGUGCCAGCGGCGGGAGCAGGCCAACGGUGAAGUCCGGCAGUGCAACCUUCCCCACUGCCGCACUAUGAAGAACGUCCUCAACCACAUGACUCACUGCCAGGCUGGCAAGUCCUGUCAGGUUGCUCACUGUGCAUCAUCAAGGCAGAUCAUCUCCCAUUGGAAGAACUGCACGCGACAUGACUGUCCUGUCUGCCUGCCACUGAAGAAUGCUGGGGACAAGAGGAACCCACAGUGUGAGUCUCUACUUGGUGCGCCCGGUGCAGGUCUGGGCAGCUCUCUUGGGGCAGUACCUGGUGGCCAACCAAGUGCUCCCAACCUCAACCCACCAAGCCAGAUUGACCCCAGCUCCAUAGAAAGAGCCUAUGCAGCCCUGGGCCUCACCUACCAGGGCAACCAGAUCCAGGCUCAGACUGCCCAGCCCAAUAUGCCCAACCAAGGCCUGCAAGGCCAAGCUGGCAUGAGACCUCUGAACCCAAUGAGUGCAAAUCCUAUGGGAGUCAAUGGAGGUUUGGGGGCUUCCUCUCAGAGCCAACAAGCCAACCUGCUGCAGGAUACCAUGAUGCACCUCAAUGUGAACAGCCAAGGUCUGAUGAAUGAUGCCAGUGGGGUCGGCUCCAUGCCCACAGCAGGCCCUCCCUCUGCCUCAGGCAUGAGGAAAAGCUGGCAUGAGGACAUCACACAGGACCUACGAAACCACUUGGUACACAAACUAGUUCAGGCCAUCUUUCCGACUCCAGACCCUGCUGCCCUCAAGGACCGUCGAAUGGAGAACCUGGUGGCCUAUGCCAGAAAAGUUGAAGGAGACAUGUAUGAGUCAGCCAACAGUCGAGCUGAGUACUAUCACCUGCUAGCGGAGAAGAUCUAUAAGAUCCAGAAGGAGCUGGAGGAGAAGAGGAGGACCCGGCUCCAGAAGCAGGGACUGGGCCUUGGGCCUGCCGGCAUUGGUCAGCCCCCCACUGGAUUGCCUCCAAACGGCCCCCUCUCUGACCCACCAAUGGUGCGACCAGCUGGACCCAAUCAGAUGGUCAACAGGAUGCAAGGCCCAGGUAUGAACCAGUUCAGUCAGAUGGGGAUGCAGUCUAUGGGCCAGAGGUCCACACCUCCUCUCCCCAUUGGAGCAUCUGGCAACCAGAUGGGAAUGGUCGGACCCAGGAUGGGGCAGCCCAAUGUCAACCAGCUUCAGAACCAGUAUUUGUCCCAGGGACAGUUUCCUGGGUCAGGACCAGGAGUUGGAACAGCUCAGCCUGGGAUGGCCCAACCUGGAGCACAGGCAGGCAUGGCGCAGACGCAGAUGGGCACUCCUCCCUCUCUUCCAGUUGCUAGUCCUCUAGCACAGCCAGGUUCAGCCAGCGGUCCCAGUAGUGUCUCCGCGGUGGGACCCAUGGGUCCUCAGAGUGUGGGUGGUGGAGGUCCCAACUCAGCUGUUGGAGCCCCUGCUUCCUCAAUGACUCCAUCUAACACAAACCAGCAACCCAACUCUAUCCCCCAUUUGGCAGCCAUGCGUUGCAGCUCGCCCUCCCCUGCUCACAGCCGAUCUCCUACUCCUCACCAAACACCCCCAAGACUAGCUGGGUCCCAGACCCCACAGCCACACACCCCUAACGCACCACAGCUGGCUCCACCUUCAGCCCCCCAGCAGAAUCAGCUUGGCCAGGGCCCCGGCUCUAACAAGUCCCUCCAGCAGCAGCACAUGGGACCAGCUGGUUCGACCACUCCAUCUCACCCUGGACUGGGCUCAAGCUCAACGCCGCAUGGUGCUCAGCUGCCACGCACUCCGCUGUCCCAAAAGGGUUCAUUCCCAGCAGACAGUCAGGCCCUGACUCCAGCCUCUGUUAGCAGCCUGGACACUUCCUCCCAGCAGCCGCAGUCGGACGCUUCAGUCGGCAACCUUGACCCUAAGAUGGAGGUCAAGCAGCAGGAUGAGGAGGAGGAGAGCGACCCCGGCAGCUGCUCCAAAGGAGGGAAGCUCAGCAACCUCAAAACAGAGGAAAAGCCUGUGAAAGCAGAGCUGAAAAAGGAAGAGUGUUCUGGAGAGGGAGGUAAAGGGGUUCCGAUGGAUACAUCGACAACAAUGCAGAUGGUGGGCGUGAAGACAGAAGAUAGGAAACCGGAGAUAAAAAAGGAGGUGAAAGAGGAAGAGGAGACGUCGGAGGCACCACAGGCCUCAGUGAAAAAGAAGAUCUUCAAGCCAGAGGAGCUUCGUCAGGCCCUGAUGCCCACACUCGAAUCUCUCUACAGACAAGAUCCAGAGUCUCUGCCCUUCAGAAUGCCUGUAGACCCACACCUGCUGUGCAUACCUGACUACUUUGACAUUGUGAAGAGCCCCAUGGACCUGUCUACUAUCAAGCGAAAGCUGGACACAGGUCAGUAUCAGGAUCCCUGGCAGUAUGUAGACGACAUCUGGCUGAUGUUCAACAACGCCUGGCUGUACAACCGCAAAACAUCCAGAGUCUACAAGUACUGCUCCAAGCUGGCUGAGGUUUUUGAGCAGGAGAUUGAUCCUGUCAUGCAGAGCCUUGGCUACUGUUGUGGGAGGAAGCUGGAGUUCUCUCCUCAGACACUGUGCUGCUACGGAAAGCAGCUGUGCACUAUUCCUAGAGACGCUGCUUACUUCAGCUACCAGAACAGUUCACCAAAAUUUGGGCUUCUUGCUAACAGGUACCACUUCUGUGAGAAGUGUUUCAACGAGAUCCAGGGAGAGACGGUUUCCCUGGGUGAUGACCCCACUCAGCCACAGACAUCGAUUAACAAGGAGCAGUUUGAGAAGAAGAAGAAUGACACACUGGACCCUGAACUGCUUGUUGAAUGUAUGGACUGUGGGCGCAGGAUGCAUCAGAUUUGUGUCUUGCACAAUGACACAAUCUGGCCAUUGGGUUUUGUAUGUGACGGCUGCUUAAAGAAGGCAAAUAAGACAAGGAAAGAGAACAAGUAUUCUGCUAAAAGGUUGCCCCAGACAAAGUUGGGCAGUUACCUAGAGAUAAGGGUGAAUGACUUCCUGAAGCGUCAGAGCCACCCGGAGGCUGGAGAAGUAACCAUUCGCGUCGUCCAUGUCUCUGACAAAGUGGUGGAGGUUAAACCAGGCAUGAAGUCCAGAUUUGUGGACAGCGGAGAGAUGUCGGAGUCUUUCCCAUACAGGACAAAAGCCCUUUUUGCGUUUGAGGACAUUGAUGGAGCAGAAGUCUGCUUCUUUGGUAUGCAUGUACAAGAGUAUGGCUCCGACUGCCCUCAACCCAACCAGAGGCGAGUAUACAUCUCCUACCUGGACAGUGUACACUUCUUCAGGCCUCGCGGUCUAAGAACAGCAGUCUACCAUGAAGUCCUCAUCGGCUACUUGGAGUAUGUCAAGAAAUUGGGUUACACCACUGGCCACAUCUGGGCCUGCCCACCUAGUGAAGGGGACGACUACAUCUUCCACUGUCACCCUGCAGAUCAGAAGAUCCCAAAGCCCAAACGCCUCCAGGAGUGGUAUAAGAAGAUGUUAGACAAAGCUGUGGCAGAGCGGAUAGUGCACGAUUACAAGGAUAUCUUCAAGCAGGCGACAGAGGAUCGUUUGACCAGUGCCAAGGAGUUGCCUUACUUUGAGGGUGACUUUUGGCCCAAUGUGCUGGAGGAGAGCAUCAAAGAGCUGGAGCAGGAGGAGGAGGAGAGGAAAAGGGAGGAGAACAGCACUUCCAAUGAGAGUAUUGAUGACACAAAAGGUGACAGUAAAAACGCAAAGAAGAAGAACAACAAGAAGACAAGUAAGAACAAGAGCAGCCUGAGCCGAGCCAAUAAGAAGAAGCCAGGGAUGCCCAAUGUCUCCAAUGACCUUUCACAGAAACUCUAUGCCACUAUGGAAAAACACAAAGAGGUGUUCUUUGUGAUCCGGCUGAUCGCAGGCCCCAUGGCAAAUGCCUUGCCCCCUAUUGUAGACCCAGAUCCCCUGAUGGCAUGUGACCUCAUGGACGGCCGUGAUGCUUUCCUCACAAUAGCUCGGGACAAACACCUGGAGUUCAGCUCUUUGAGGAGGUCCAAGUGGAGCUCCAUGUGCAUGUUGGUGGAGUUGCAUAACCAAAGCCAGGACCGCUUCGUCUAUACUUGUAAUGAGUGUAAGCACCACGUGGAGACUCGUUUCCACUGUACCGUCUGUGAGGAUUACGACCUUUGCAUCACAUGUUACAACACUAAGAGCCACGAGCACAAGAUGGAGAAGUUAGGCCUUGGUUUGGAUGAUGAGAGCAGCAAUCAGGCUGCCGCUACCACUCAGAGCCCUGGAGACUCUCGCCGCCUCAGUAUCCAGCGCUGCAUCCAGUCCCUCGUCCACGCCUGCCAGUGUCGAAACGCAAACUGCUCCCUGCCGUCCUGCCAGAAGAUGAAACGCGUUGUUCAGCACACAAAAGGCUGCAAGAGAAAAACCAACGGUGGCUGCCCUAUUUGCAAGCAGCUUAUCGCGUUGUGUUGCUACCACGCGAAGCACUGUCAGGAGAACAAAUGCCCAGUUCCAUUCUGCCUAAACAUCAAGCACAAGCUCCGCCAGCAGCAGCUGCAGCACAGGCUCCAGCAAGCUCAGAUGCUAAGAAGGAGGAUGGCCAGCAUGCAGAGAGUGGGACAACCCACUCCUGGAGGAGCUCCUGGAGGCAAUGGCCUGCCCUCUCCAGGAGCCAACAAUGGAGCAACAGGUCCUGGUACACCUACAUCUGUGGGCACGCAGCCUCCUACCCCACAGACACCCACCCAGGGGAACAUGCCUGCACUUCCUCAGCAGCAGGGAGUUGGGAUCGGGGGAAUGGGAACUCCAGGCCAGCAACAGCAGGUUCAGCAGCAAGGUGGUACCAUGCCCCCUCAACACCAUCUCCAUCAGUUUCAGCCAGUGGGUGGAGGGGGGAUAAUGAACUCUCCUCAGCAGCAGAUGGUGUCUCAGCUCCAGCAGCAGCCUCCCAAUGUCCAGCAACUCCAGCAGCAGCAGCACCCUGGUGGUUUGCCUCCGUACAACCCCAGACCACCUGGAGCCUCUCCUCUCCACCAGUCCCUGGGCAAACCUGGACUGGGUCCAGCCACCCCACCCCAGCAGCAGCAGCAGCAACAACCCAACCAGGGCCAGGGGUCCAUGCCUGUACAAGGUCAGCAGCAAGGGCCCCCUCUGGCUGCUGUAGAGACAGCCCUAAAAAUCCAGCGCCUUGCAGAGACCCAGAGACAGAUGGCUCAGGCCCAGGCCCAAGCCCAGAUACGUGGUUUGGGACAAGGAGGCAUGAUACCCCCACAUCCUCACCACCAGAACACCCAGGCCCCGAUGGGCAUGCCCCACAUUGGGGCCCAAGGCAUGCCCCCCCAGGCUCAGGGAGUUGUUGGCAGGACUAUGUUAGACCCACAGCAACAGGGAAUGCUAGCAGGGAUGCAGCAAGGCGGCCCUCAGUCGCAGUUGUCACCUCAAGUUCAGCAGCAGCUUCAGCAAGUCCAGCAGGGAGGUGGUGGACAACUUCAGUCAACAAACCAGCAGUGGGGUGCUGGGGGACCAGCCAUGAACCCACAACAAAGGCCAGGCAUGAUGGGUCACAUGGCACCACAGCAACAGCCAGCAGUUGCUCAACAACAGCAGCAGCCGAUGAAUCCGCAACAACCACAACCAGGAAACCGCGGGCUGAUGCAGGUAAUGGGUGUGUCGGGAGGGGCUGCAGGGGCACCUACAGGUGCAGCUGUAUCAGGAAACCUGCCCCAGGCAGCACUACAAGACCUCCUGAGAACACUGCGCUCCCCAAGCUCACCCCUUCAACAGCAGCAAGUCCUCAACAUCCUUCGUUCCAACCCAACCCUCAUGGCUGCUUUUAUCAGGCAGAGAGCAGCCAGAUAUCAAGGUGGUCAAAGUGGCCCUGGAGGAGUGGGAGGGCCUCCACAAGGGGGCCCUGGAGGUGUGAGGUUCCAAGGGGGUGCUGGAGGGCUGCCUGGUGUAGGAGGGCCCGUGGCUAACCAACUUGCUAAUAUGGAUGGGCAACAGCAGGUUAACCAGGCAGGCCAGCCAGGGAUGAACAUGGCUCAGGGUGGGGGAGGGAAUAUGCCCACCAUGGCUCAACUUCAGCAGUUACAACAGCAGCAACAACAGCGCCCAAUGUUGCCUGGGAAUCUACAGCAACAGCAAAUGGCUGCAUUACAGCAGCAGCAACAACAACAGCAACAACAACAGCAACAACAACAGGGAGCAAUGCAAGCAGGGCAACAAAGCAUGACUAAUAUGACUCCACAGUUCAGAGAGCUGCUGAUGAGAAGACACCUGCAACAACAGCAGCAGCAACAACAGCAGCAGCAACAACAACAACAACAACAGCAGCAACAACAACAACAACAACAACAACAACAACAACAACAACAACAACAACAACAACAACAGCAGCAGCAGCAGCAGCAGCAGAUGGGAAACCACGGGCAGUUCCAGCAGCCUCAAGGAGUCCAGCAGCAGCAAGGCCAACAAGGCUUCAUGCAGCCUGGCCAGGGACAGCCAGGGAUACCCCCCUCUUCCCAACCCCAGCCUGGGGGUGGCGGCGUAGGGGGUCCCCAGCAGCAGCAAGGAGGACCACAGGGUGGGCCAGGACAGCUAGGCCAGCAACAGGGCUAUCCCAACCCCAUGUCACAAGUAGCUGCAGCACUUCAGCAAAGGCUCCAGCAUCAGAUGCAGAUGCAGCAGCAGCAGCAGCAGCAACAGCAACAGCAGCAACAAAGUUCAAUGGGUGGGCUUCAAGGACAAGAUGGAGGACCCGGUGGAGGCACUGGAGGACCUCCGCUACAGCCUGGACAAGGUGGAGCAGGGCAGGGGCAACAACAGCAAGGUGGAGUGGGCGGAGGGGGUGGUGGGCCCCCAUUGCAGCAGACGUCCCAAGGCAUGCUUCACCAGAACAUCCACCAGAGGAUCCUGCAGCAGCAGCACCUUGGUGGGGGCUCCCCAGCCCACCACAGCAGUCCCAUGAGUCCCCAGCAGAUGGUGCAGUCCCCCCACCCCCAUCUCCAAGGACAAGGAGGGCUUGGUCCAGCAGGGUCGCUCAGCAGUCAGGUCAGGUCACCUCAGCCCUCGCCAAGGCCACAGUCGCAGCCUCCGCACUCCAGCCCGUCCCCACGCAUGCAGCCCUCCUCCCAACCUCAGCCCUCACCUCAUCGCAUCUCCCCGCAGACCCAGACUGGCUCACCACACCCAGGCCACCUAAGCCAACAUCACCCCAGUAUGGCACCACCCCAACCUCCGCAACCCCAGCAGCAAGCGUUAUCUCAGCAGCAGCCAGGUAGUUCUGUAGAUCCUGGUCAGUUCAGCUCAGACCAGAACUCCAUCAUGUCCCAACUGAGUGGGAUGACAGGGAUGCAUGGUGGGCAGGGGGGACAGUCGGACAUGUUGGGUGGGAAUAAUAACAGCAGCAACAACCAGGAGCUGGGAACGAACAUUAACCACAGUUUAGACCAUAUGUAGCCUUGACUCCAUACUGUCUCUCUGUUUUGAUGCUCUGAUCAGUUGCCCCAAAUGACAAACUGCCAUGAAAGGAGAGCGAGGCGGGACUACGGCUUUGGGGUUUUAGAAGUUUUUAUUUUUUAUUUAAAUAUUUUUGUGAUGUAUAAAUAAGAACUGAAGUUUCCUUCCUAUGGGAGAUGCAACAUAAAUCUUAGAAGUCAAUAAAUGAAUAAAUUAAAACAAUGGUAAGUUAUUGCUGUUAAUAUAUAUCUAUAUAUUUUUGCCAAUUGUGUACAAAAAGGUGGAAGGGCAGUGUUUCAGGUUGAAGAUAUUUCUUCCUUAGUCUAACACUAUUUUUGGGGACUGAGAAUUUUGCCUUUUUAUGAAUAUUUUUAAGAUUUAAAAUGUGGCUAAAAAUUAAAGUGAGUUAACACGAUGUACCUUUUUUAUUGUUUUUCUCCUCAAAUACCCAGUCAUAAUUGUAUCUAUUUUGCAGAGAGUAAGUAUAUUUUAUUUCUGAAUUAUUAUUUUCUUUCACUCAAUGCAUCGUAAAACAAGCAUCAACAUAUCCUCUGUUACAGGAGUCGUCUUCUGGACAGUUUUCACAGCAAUGUACAUUUUACAGCAACUGCAACAAUUCGCAUACAUAGCAUUUAUCGUAUUCGAUAGGGGUCUGCGUUAAAUGCAGUUUGGUUUUGACAAGUUUCCUAGUUUGUUUUUUUUGACAGGGUUUAUAGGUUGGAAUUAAACCUCAACAGUGUUUUGGGGAGUGGGUGUCACUGACUGUGGGUUUGGUUGUAUUUUUCUGCAAAUGGCCAGAUCCGCAGAACAAAUCAUUGCACCCGUGGGCCACCUCUCCACCCUCCAUCUUCAGUUCUCCUAUGAAUGUGCACACCUUCCUUACCCUGACCCCCACCCCCUGCAAAAAAUGGAGGGAUGAACUGUUGAUGUCCCAUCGUCUAGCUGUCACGAAGCGUAGUGUGCUCCUGUUUCAAGAUGGCUGAUAUUAAAAGGUUGUACGUGUACAUAUAUUACAACCUUGUUUAUGAACUGUGACAAGGAGAAGAGGAUGAUAAAGUUGUCUGUUUUUUGGACUGCAGAGGUUUAAGAAAAUCUGCCUGUAUAAUGAACGCCCAACAGUUUCCUUUUCAGUAGUCUUUUCUCUAUUUCCCCUUUGUUCCUCAACCUCAUGACUGCCUCUCAGCCACAAGAUUUAAUUCAAUGUUAGUACUGUACAAAGUAAGAAAUGGUGGACUUAGAUACUGUUUUUGUAAUGAAAGUGAAAGAUGUAAAAACAAAAAAAAAAAAAAACAACUGUACAUACUUUAAACCUUAUGAGCAGAGAAAUUAUUUUCUGCUGCUUGUUUCCCCUCUUGUUUGAUUGGAUAUUUGCUGUAUCUGUAAAAAGUACUCCUGAGCUACUGUACAGUAUUGAGAUUUUUUCUAAAAGGUACAGUAUGGGGUGUAGUAGGUCACAAGCACCAAUGCGCCUUUUUCUGUGUAUUUUUGACAUGGUUUUAGGAAGGGGAGGGGUUAUUGCAACAAGUCACACACCUGAACAAUCUCAAAACUUAGACGUGAAACCUGCACGAAGUACAGCCUGAGGCAGCCGUUGAUUAAAGGUGUGAUCUGAAAGAAAUUUGGUCAUUUAGCUUUUUAUGGAGAGGACUGAAGACACAAUAUUCACAUGCUCACUAUUUUUCUCAAAAGGUUGGGCUUGCUGGGUAUGGGGAGGGAACGCAUCAGAACCAGGUGGCAAUAUAUCUUGAGACUUAUUUUAUAAGAAAAAACAAGGAAAAACUGUCUUUUAUAUAUAGAUAUAUUAUUUAAUUUUAUUUUUUUGGAAAUAAAACUUGAAGCUACAGGAAUUAUUAGAUAAAACGUUUUGUUUUUUAUUAAAGAUGUUAUGGUGAUGCAAAAAGACACUGCAGACAGUCAUUCAGUUUGCCCUGGGGAGGCCGCCCGUGGAGUAUAUUAUACCAUCCUUUUUAAGAAAUGUUUCAUGUACAUGAAUAUAGUUGUAAACAUACUGAAUCACUGUACAAACCGAUGGCAACUGAACAAAUAGUUUUGUUUUAAUCAUUUUUCUCCUAAAAAGAGACUGGAAAUAAGACUAUUUAAAUAUUUGUUUAGUAUUCAAAUGGAAUCUUUGACCACUUUUUCGUUCCUCUUGUUAACAAUUUUGGUGCUUGCUGAGAGAAAGCAAAAAUAACUGUUUUCAUUAGUUUCUUUUUUUAAGUUAUUUUGGUGGUCUGAUUGUUUUUUGCCAAUAAAUUAAUUGUACAAUAAAGUAUGUUUGUACCAUUGGAAAAAUA